GAGGCUGAGCCUGAAGAGAGGGCUGACUGUACCAUUAGUAGCCAACCUGUCAACACAACAUCAGCUACGAUACUAUAUAUCAGUGCAGUUGAAGUAACUUUGUAAUUUAUCCGGUUUCUAUGGAUCCUUUAUGCACACCUCACCAAGAGGAGAAGAAGACUGUGAUCGUGAAGGAAGAGGAGGAGGAGGAAACUGUGAUUGUGAAGGAAGAGGAGGAGGAGGAAGAUGAAGAUGAGAAAGAUGAUAGCGAGACAACAGUGAUAGACGGUGAGGAGGAAUCAGAUGACAAAGCCAAGGAGACUGAACCCCAGCAGCAGAAGAAGCAGGCCUGGGCCCCCACUACCUACUCCACGUUUGGUAAAGAGGUGUUCUGCUACGUAGGAGAGGAGAUCAGCAUCUUGGAGGCCUUGGACUCUUACGGUGCUGUCAUCUGGCCAGCGGCGUUGGCUCUGUGUCACUACCUAGAGACCAACGUUGAGCAGUUGAACCUGGAGGACAAGGCAGUGCUGGAGCUAGGAGCAGGCCCUGGCCUAGUGUCUAUUGUAGCCACACUCCUAGGUGCCUGGGUCACAGCUACAGACCUACCAGAGAUCAUAGGUAACCUGAGAGCCAACCUGCUCCGUAACACAAGAGGGCGCUGUAGGUACACUCCCCAAGCUGCAGCUCUGUCCUGGGGUCCUGACGUGGAACGCACCUACCCCAGAUCCGUGUAUCGCUAUGACUACGUGCUGGCGGCUGACGUGGUGUAUCACCAUGACUACCUGGAAGAGCUGCUGUUCACCAUGAGAUACUUCUGCCGUCCAGGAACCAUUCUGAUCUGGGCCAACAAGGUCCGUUUUCCCACAGACCUGGUGUUCACUGAGGACUUCAAGAACACCUUCAACACCACCCUGCUGGCUGACAUGGGAGAGGUUAAGAUCUUCAUGGCCACGUGCAGAGAGACAGAGGAACACCUUCAACACCACCCUGCUGGUUGAGAUGGGAGAGGUUUAUGCCCAUGUGUAAAAGGUAGGGAUUAGGGAAGACAAAGGAAUAGUUAACAUCCUGCAGACUAUGCCAAAUGUGACCAAGACUUCCUGUCCCUUCUUCCUCUGAGAAAUGCUUGAAGACAGAAGGCGGCCAUCUUGGCUAAUGAUAAUGGACGUUGAUGGACUGCUGAUGAUGUCAGUUGUUGAUGUUUGAUGUUCU
Molecule: messenger RNA, 1188 nt
Organism: Salvelinus fontinalis (brook trout)
Lineage: Eukaryota; Metazoa; Chordata; Actinopteri; Salmoniformes; Salmonidae
Product: protein-lysine methyltransferase METTL21C-like
Exons: 4
Coding region: 120-977 (285 amino acids)
Biological process (GO): peptidyl-lysine methylation
Cellular component (GO): cytosol; cytoplasm
Molecular function (GO): protein-lysine N-methyltransferase activity
Source: RefSeq, a predicted model, not a curated record